CUUCACGAACAGCUGUUUUCUGUUAUGUAUUUUUCAUUCUAGCUAAUUCUUAAUUUAAUUUUGAGCCAAUUUUGCAGCGAAGGCGAACAAUUGGGAAAACUUAAUAAAUAUGAAAUUCCGCUUCUGUGGCGACGGCGACUGUCCCGACUGGGUAUUAGCGGAAAUUAUCUCCACGCUUUCGUUGCUAAGCGCUAAGAACUUAGAAGCACUUGCUGAGCUGGUUGCCAAGAGAAUUGUUGGUCAGCAGUUCGAGGAGGGCGUCAUUAAAUCGUUAACGGCCGGCAUAUCCACCGAUGGCAAAUCAGCAGUCGCCUGCAUACAUUUCUUGCUUAUCAAUGCGUCGCGUCAUGCUGUUAGCGAGUCAGUGUUCAGCGAAGAGAUUCAACAGCUGGGCCUGCCAAAGGAACACGCCGCAUCUAUGUGUCGCGUGUUGGCCACCAAUGUCACAGCUAUACGUCAGCGGCUGAGAGAUAAAGCAUUUAGAAUAAACGAACUGUCCUCUAUACGCUACAUCCCACCCACGGCAGAUAAGCAAGAUAACACCGUUGGUUGUGCUAAAUUCGAAUUGAAAAUCUCACAGGAGCUAAUCGAUGGUUUGCCACAGGAUACUACACAUGUGCUUAAUAUUGAGCGUCCUAAUGUGCAGUCGCUGUUGGAGGAAUUGAAAGAGGUGCGCUCUACAUUACAGCAAUAUUGUUGGCGGCAGAAAGACAAGAUGGAUGUGUAGAGCUGAAGAAAAUAUAUUACGGACAUUUAUUCACAAGGUAUUAAAUUAAAAGUGCUUAAUCCAUUGCACGCAGAAUUGCUUUUCUAUUUAAUUAAGUUAAACACGUAUUUAUGGAGAUUCAUAUGACUCAAUUUAAACAUAAAACUAUUAUUAUUAAUAUAUUAUUAUUUUGUAUACAAAAGCUUUUUAACGGAGACGGCUAAAGUUAUUAGCCUGUUGAUCUAUAUAAAAAGAAGAAAGUCUAAACUUCUAAGAAGAAAGAAAAUCUUUAUCUACACCAGAAAGAGAAUUUUCAUAAGUUCCAAAUAAUAAUUUAUAGCAAUAGAGUCCAAAAGCGGCAAGAAAACUCUUCUCACCGAUAAUUGGCUUCUCUAUGUUACAGUAAUUUGGGGGCGUUACUUUUACACAAAAAGAUUUCUCAUACAAACGUCUUUCUGACUUCAAAUAAACGACUCCGGUCUUGUGU
Messenger RNA from Rhagoletis zephyria (snowberry fruit fly), 1193 nucleotides. RefSeq names its product COMM domain-containing protein 4. The record is from RefSeq and is a predicted model, not a curated record. NCBI's taxonomy places the organism in Eukaryota, Metazoa, Arthropoda, Insecta, Diptera, Tephritidae.